Molecule: messenger RNA, 971 nt
Organism: Drosophila pseudoobscura
Lineage: Eukaryota; Metazoa; Arthropoda; Insecta; Diptera; Drosophilidae
Gene: nenya
Product: nenya
Exons: 1
Coding region: 116-814 (232 amino acids)
Biological process (GO): homologous chromosome pairing at meiosis; protein sumoylation; reciprocal meiotic recombination
Cellular component (GO): synaptonemal complex
Molecular function (GO): SUMO transferase activity
Source: RefSeq, a predicted model, not a curated record
AGAUGACUUUCCCUGUCCCAAGAUCCGUUAGAUUCUCGACUCCCCACUCCACUCUUAACCAGAAGUCACGCCACCGAAAGCUUGUUAAAAUCAAAAAUUCCCAACUACCCUGGCGAUGUUUCGUGUGCACUGCAACAAGUGCUCCAGGAGACGCGACGUUGAGCCGACCAUACCGUUCCAACUGACGCGAUGCCAUCACAUUAUCUGUGGCCCCUGUCUAACAGUUUGCGCUGCCGAAAAGAAGUGCCCAAUGUGCGAGCACCCACUGCAGACGAUCGCCAUUAGUCGGGACAUGCCCAUCGGUGUGGCCAACUAUUUCCAGGACCCCACUAAAUUUCUCCAGCUCUACCGGAAGAUAAGCAAGUUCCAAAGCGAGCAAAGAUCAUCCGACAACCUUCACUUCUGGCGCAGAGAGCAGAAACAUGAAGAAUUGCAGCUGAAGCUCAACGGCUACACCAAAAUGGAGGCUCAGCUGAAUCAGCAAACGAAGGUGGAGAAGAAACGCAUCGCCGAACUACGCGAGUACAUUGCCUUUCACGAACGUCCGGCGGUGGACAGCUUGGAAGCCAGCUUAAGUUCAAACGAAUAUAUAGCAGCCAGGGGCCGCAGCAACAGUCGCCACGGCCUCCGUCCCCGAACUCCCUCCGAGAACCCCACAACAGACAACACGCUAUCGGAUGAUUUGGUGGAGAGCUUCUGUAUGCACUCGGAAGUAGACUUUGGAACAAAGAAAUCGAAGCAUUCAAUAUCCACAUCGACGCAUCGCUCGUCCGUGAGAAACUCAGGCGGCCAGCGUCAGGACUUUCAAAUUUAAGUUAAUUAAACUAUAGUGUACUCAUCGGUCGUUAGGUCCAACUAGUAAAAAUAUUCAUCUCAUGUUGUGGAAAAUUUGUAUGGGAUAAGCCAAGUGUUUUAGUGCUUUUUAUAAGUAUAUAUAAUAUAUUGUGCGGGAUCGCUGCGCGCGUACUCGA